This is a messenger RNA of Postia placenta MAD-698-R-SB12, 2790 nucleotides long. RefSeq lists its product as hypothetical. Gene Ontology annotation, cellular component: membrane; microtubule; cytoplasm. Gene Ontology annotation, molecular function: GTP binding; GTPase activity; microtubule binding. The coding region runs from base 1 to 2790 and encodes 929 amino acids. NCBI's taxonomy places the organism in Eukaryota, Fungi, Basidiomycota, Agaricomycetes, Polyporales, Adustoporiaceae. The transcript has 6 exons. The record is from RefSeq and is a predicted model, not a curated record.
AUGUAUACUGCACUACGCCGCCGACUGUCGUCCGCCCUCUCACUUAACAAGCAUGUCGCCUAUGGCUUAAAGUCUGGCGCAAGCAAGCGGCUGGAGUCGGCGCGCCCGGUUCACAAGCAGUUCUCUACUCUGUUAACUUCCAAUCACCUCAGGUCUCGCCCACGCUAUGCGCCUUCGCCCGCUGCUCUUCGUCAUAUGCACGUUCGUGCCCUUUCAUACUCGUCCAUUCCAAGGUUCGUUCUCCGAGCGUUCAGAGUGCCUAUAGCAACAGCAACAGUGGGAGCUGGAGGGCUGACAUAUGCCAACUACAAGUUUGAAGAAUUCAGGAAGCAGUCCUCGGAUUGGAUCGCGUCGGUACAAGACACCGCUUCCGACCUUUUAGACACUGCAUCUGGGGCAUUGAAGACUGUGUCGUCUCGGGUAGCCGACGUUAAACUCCCCCAGGUGAAGCUCCCUGAUCUCGAAGCACCCCAGUUCUUGAAGGACCUAUUCUCAUCGGAGUCGGCGGGGGAUAAUGGAGGGAGUAGCAAAGCCGGGUCAGACUCUCAAGGGAGGAAACACCCGGACGGCGACGACGCAGCAGCGUUGGCUGCACUAAUGGCAGCCGCAAACCUCUCUGCUUCGGACUCCAAGGCUAACGACGACAACGUACCUCCCGACGUCCGACAGAACGGUCUCAUGCAUCUGACGCGGAAGCUUAUUGAGAUCCGGUCCAUGCUUCUGAGCAUAGAUCAAAGCGACGCGCUGAAGCUGCCAAGUAUUGUCGUCAUCGGCAGCCAGAGCUCAGGCAAAAGUUCAGUGCUGGAGGCCAUCGUAGGGCAUGAAUUCCUACCCAAAGGCAACAACAUGGUUACCCGGCGCCCCAUUGAGCUCACUCUCAUCCACACUCCCGGUGCGACUGAGGAAUACGGCGAGUUCCCCAGUCUGGGACUCGGAAGGAUUACCGACUUUGGGAGCAUACAGCGCACUCUGACCGACCUGAACCUCGCUGUUCCCGCAUCAGACGCCGUCUCCAACGAGCCCAUUGACCUCAGAAUCUACAGCUCGCGUGUCCCUGACCUCACGCUGAUCGACUUGCCUGGCUACAUCCAGAUCCCCUCUUUGGACCAACCUGAGACGUUGAAGGAGAAGAUCGCCGGGCUUUGCGAGAGGUACAUCCGCGAGCCCAACAUCAUCCUAGCCGUUUGCGCAGCCGACGUCGACUUGGCGAACUCCCCAGCAUUGCGCGCUAGCAGAAAGGUCGACCCGCUCGGCCUCCGUACAAUCGGUGUAAUCACCAAGAUGGAUCUGGUUCCUCCGGAGCAGGGUGCAACGAUCUUGUCAGGCAACCGGUAUCCUCUACACCUCGGCUACGUCGGCGUCGUCUGCAAGCCCUCAGGCAAGAAGCCGUCGUCCUCCGCACUUAUUGCACGGAAUGGUGAGGACGACUAUUUCCGUUCUAACCGGGAACACUACGGCUCAGCGUCAAGCCUCAUGGUGGGCACGAGCACCCUCCGUCGCCGCCUCAUGGAGGUGCUCGAGUCGUCCAUGGCCUCUUCGCUGCACGGCAUCACUAACGCGGUACAACUCGAGCUCGAGGAGGCGCAGUACCAGUUCAAGGUGCAAUAUAACGACCGCCGGAUCACAGCCGAGUCGUACGUCGCGGAGACGAUGGAUGAGCUCAAGGCGCGUUUCAGCGAGUUCAUCGUGCAGUUCCGCAAGCCGCAGGUCCGCGCAAAGCUCAAGGCGAUGCUCGACGAAAAAGUGCUCAACGUGCUCGAGCAGCUCUACUGGUCGGACAAGCGCACGCCGGAGCUGAGCGCGCUCGCCGCGGACCCGAAGGUGAAGCCGGAGAUGGUCGAGCCGUACUGGAAGUACAAGCUCGACGCCGCGGCGUCGCUGCUUACCAAGUCCGGCGUCGGGCGCGACGCGACGCUGCUCGUCGCGCACGGGCUGCGCGCGGUGAUCGACUCGAUCGCCGCGGGCGAGCCGUUCACGUUCCACCCGCGCGCCGCGGAGCGGCUCAUUGAGUUCUCGCACACGAUCCUGCGCGAGCGGAUCGGGAUCACGUCGGACCAGGUGGAAAACUGCAUCAAGCCGUACAAGUACGAGGUUGACGUCGACCCGCGCGAGUGGGAGGCGGGGCGCACGCAGGCGAUGACGCUGUUCGAGAAGGAGGCGGAGAUGUGCGAGAAGAAGCUGCAGGAGAUCCGGAAGAAGGUCGGCGGGAGCCGUAGGCUGAGUAACCUGAUGUCGUACGUGAAGAGCCUGGAGGAGAAGGAGAGCCAGAGGAAGCAGCUGCGCUUGAGUGGCGCGGAGGACCUCGACAGUGCUGCGGGCUUGACAGAAGAUGAAUAUCGAUACCCCCCAGCGCAAAUUCUCGAUGCCCGCCACGCGAUGCUCUGCAACGACCGGCUUAGUAUUCUCAAGCUGCGUCUAACUGCCCUCAAGUCGAAACGCUGCAAGGCCGGGCCUGAGAGCGAGGUCUUCUGCCCUGAAAUAUUCCUUAAUGCAGUCGCAGAUAAGCUGGCAUAUACGUCGGCUAUGUUCAUCAACAUUGAGCUGCUAGACCACUUCUUCUACACGUUCCCCCGUGAGAUCGACUCGCGACUGCUAUACGACCUCGACCGCCGUGAGAUUGUAGAGUUUGCGCGGGAGAAUCCCGUGGUGAGACGACACCUCGAUCUCCAAGAACGUAAAGACAAGCUGGAGGAGGUCAUGAAGCAGUUGAACAGCUUGGCAACACUCAGACCAGAUGUCCAGCCCACAGCCCGUCGACAACGCGGACUAUUUGGAGGGAUGUUUGACUAG